AUGGAGGAAAAAGCAAAAAAGUACAAAGUCGCAAUUGUAACAGGUGCAAACUCUGGAAUUGGCUUUAGCAUUUGUCAGCGAUUACUAGAAACUGAAGACGACAACUUGACUCUCAUUAUGGCAUGUCGUAACUUUAAACGAGCAACUGUUGCAAAAGAAAAGCUCUUGAGUCAGUUCCCGUUUGCACAUAUCUCAAUUGAAUUGGUUGAUGUGUCAAAGAUGAUGAGCGUAUUUGCGUUCUGUAGAUCGAUAAAAGAAAAGUAUGAGUAUGUCAAUUAUCUGUUUUGUAAUGCAGGAAUAUUAAGUGCUCUCGGCAUCAAUUGGAAAAAGACCCUUAUCAUGUUGUUCACGCAACCAGUAGAGCUUCUUGAACGAUCGGAUGCUACUAUCCAAAAUGUCGGGGAAGUGACUGAAGAGGGUGUUGGAUAUGUCUUUGCUGCUAAUGUGAUGGGUCAUUACAUCAUGAUGCGAGAAUUAGAAGGCUUAUUUGAGAGAUCAGGCGAUGGACGAGUGAUUUGGACAAGCUCGAUUACUGCUGAUAGUACUUGCUUUGAUAUUAAAGAUUAUCAAGGAGUAAAAAGCUUAAUGCCCUACGAGUCUUCAAAAUGGGCAUGUGAUCUAGUUGCAAUCGCUACACACGAACGGUAUAAGGCAGAGAAUCGUAAGAUUUCUUCUUUUACUACUUCACCAGGUGUAGUUGCCAGCCAAAUUGGUGACAUGCCUUUAUGGAUCACACUGGUUCGUAUCAUUCUUCACUAUAUCAUGCGUUGGAUUGGGAUUCAAUCACAAAACAUUACCGCGUAUAACGGCGCCAUUGCGGACGUAUAUGCAGCAUCUGAGCCACUUUCAAAGAUGGAUCAUCUAAAACGAUAUUCUUCUUUAACUGAUCGAUGGGGACACCCAUUUGUUCGCGGGAUUCCUGUUCAUGAUUACGAUCCUGAUCAAGCCGAGAAAUUGGUUGAAAAAUGUGAAUUGAUGUAUCAAGCUGCAAAGAAAGCUAAUGAUGCUUAA
Messenger RNA from Rhizopus microsporus ATCC 52813, 1011 nucleotides. RefSeq names its product NAD(P)-binding protein. Bases 1 to 1011 code for a protein of 336 amino acids. The record is from RefSeq and is a predicted model, not a curated record. NCBI's taxonomy places the organism in Eukaryota, Fungi, Mucoromycota, Mucoromycetes, Mucorales, Rhizopodaceae. Gene Ontology annotation, molecular function: 3-beta-hydroxysteroid 3-dehydrogenase (NADP+) activity. Gene Ontology annotation, cellular component: mitochondrial outer membrane; endoplasmic reticulum membrane; lipid droplet. The transcript is spliced from 5 exons.